This is a messenger RNA of Ceratosolen solmsi marchali, 1039 nucleotides long. RefSeq names its product peritrophin-1. The record is from RefSeq and is a predicted model, not a curated record. The transcript is spliced from 6 exons. Bases 171 to 875 code for a protein of 234 amino acids. Lineage: Eukaryota; Metazoa; Arthropoda; Insecta; Hymenoptera; Agaonidae. Gene Ontology annotation, molecular function: chitin binding. Gene Ontology annotation, cellular component: extracellular region.
GAGAGAUAGAGAGAGAGAGAGAGAGCACCAAAAAAUUACUGACAUUUAUUUACGACCGUAUCGAGAUCAGCAAGGUAAAUUGACGUAGCCACUGGCUACUUGUACCGCUUGAGUGGCAAUCACUUGCCUCGUUUCUUUAUAUCAUUUGUUCAUCGCCAGCGAAAUUAGAAAUGGCUAAUAUGUACAUCAAUUUCGUUUGCCUCUUGGCUGUCAUUGCCGCAACUCGUGGAGCAUAUAAUUGCCCGAAAGAAGACGGACAGUACGAAGAUCCAAAGCAGUGCGACAAAUACUACGAGUGUAUCGACGGUUUACCAAUUGAAAAGUACUGUCCGGAUGGCCUGGUGUUCGAUCCUCUGAACCGGAAAGUUAACAAGUGUGAUCAUGUCUUUAACGUUGAUUGCGGCGACCGACUUGAGCUGCAGCCACCUCAACCAACGAAAAAGUGUCCGCGCAGAAACGGUUUCUUCGCACAUCCUGAUCCAUCGGUCUGCAAUAUAUUUUUCAACUGUAUAGACGGCGAGGCCAUUGAAAUUACUUGCACGACUGGGCUACACUUCGACGAAUACAGUGGCACGUGUGUCUGGCCCGACAGUGCUGGUCGAAAGGGCUGCGGUGUCGUUGGCAAGACGUUGUCCGAUGGUUUUGAGUGCCCAAAGGAUACAGGCGUUGACAGUAGAGGACUCGCCGUCGACCAUCCAAAGUUCGCACAUCCCGAAGACUGCCAGAAGUUCUACGUGUGCUUGAAUGGCGUCACACCACGUGAACAAGGAUGCAGCGAUGGUACCGUUUACAAUGAGGAGCAUCAGAGGUGCGACGCACCCGAGAACGUUCCUGGAUGCGAGGACUGGUAUAAAGACGACGCUAAGAAGCCAUAAAUCACCGCAACGACAUUGAUUUGUCCCGCAUCGGGACACCGUACAUAUAUAAAUAUAUCUCCGCCUCAUGUAUCUAUCGUUAGUUCUAUAGAUAUGUAAAUGUUUUGUAAUAUUAUUAAAUUUUAUCUCGCACAAGGCUUUUGUGCUUUUAUAAACAAAAUAAA